AUGGGUCAGAAGAAGAAACUAACAUUGAAGCCGGUGGCGGUUUCCGAUGAGAUGACGGCGGAAGACCUCCCUUCGAUCCAAGAAGUGGAGCCUGAGUUGACUACUGUUGAAGAGUUUCAUGAACCUUGUGCCGAUUUAGAGAUGGAUCGUGGAGCUGAGGAGAUGUAUGAUGGGAAUAUGAAUCGUACUUCGUCCAAAGCAGGGAACUGUGCUGAGGAGGUCGAGGGAGCCGAUUUUCAGAGCUCUGUGAAGGAAAUUUGGAGUAAGUUCAAAUCGAAUCAGGUUCUAACCCCUCCUACCCGUCUGGAUUUUACUGAACCUCUGAAAGUUGGUGAACAAAUUGUUUCUCGUCUGGAUAUGGAGGAGGUGGAGAUUGAAGCCUCAUUCUGGAAAAACUCUAUAGUUUGUAUUGUGCUUGGUGCUAACCCACCCUUUAGAGUUUUUGAAGGUUUUGUCAAAAGAGUCUGGGGGAACCUAGGGGUUGAUAAGAUAGUAAGAAUGCACUCUGGUUUCACAUUGGUAAAUUUCAUGGAUGAAGCUACACGGGACCUAAUACUGGAAACGGGAGUCAUUCACUUUGACAAGAAACCAAUUGUCCUUUGUCCUUGGACAACAGACAUGGAUUCUGUGAGAAUGGUUAAGUCUGUCCCGGUGUGGAUUCGGUUGAAUGGUUUGGGAUUGCAAUAUUGGGGAAAAAAUAGUCUUAGUGCUCUGGUGAGUACAAUUGGCAAACCAAUAAUGGUGGACAAGGUGACCCAGAGUAGAGAGAUGGUGAAAUAUGCUCGGGUUUUGGUGGAUAUGGAGAUUUCGGAUUACCCUCCUAAAAGUAUUGCUUAUAUCAAUGAACGGGGGCAGUUAGUGGAACAAUCGGUUGAGUAUGAAUGGCUCCCUUCUAAAUGUGCUGUUUGUGCUCAGUUAGGGCAUAUAGUGGCUAAUUGUAACAAGGAAAAAGGAGUGGUUUGGAAGAAGAAAACCUCUGUUGAGAAAGGAGAGAAGUCAGAACAGGAAAUUAAUGGUUCUGAGAUAGUUCAAAAGCAUCAAACUGAGGCUACUAAACCAGAAAACAGAGUGCAAAAUUCUACAAGUAUUGAUGCAGACGAGCGGGGUAAGAGCAUGUAUAAGGACAUUGAGUCAAAGGAGAGUACUGAUCAGGGUAUUCACAUAUCAUCACAGCUAGUUGGAUUACUCCCAAAAGAAGAGGGCCAAGGGCAGUGGCUGCUCCUAACAAGGCAGUAG
Humulus lupulus (European hop) is the source of this 1236-nucleotide messenger RNA. RefSeq lists its product as uncharacterized. Bases 1 to 1236 code for a protein of 411 amino acids. The record is from RefSeq and is a predicted model, not a curated record. Lineage: Eukaryota; Viridiplantae; Streptophyta; Magnoliopsida; Rosales; Cannabaceae. The transcript has a single exon.